Molecule: messenger RNA, 1601 nt
Organism: Populus euphratica (Euphrates poplar)
Lineage: Eukaryota; Viridiplantae; Streptophyta; Magnoliopsida; Malpighiales; Salicaceae
Product: Auxin-responsive family protein
Exons: 3
Coding region: 158-1351 (397 amino acids)
Source: RefSeq, a predicted model, not a curated record
ACCUACCUAAACUCUCUAUACAUUAAACUCUGUUCUCCCCUUCACAAGUAUCUCAUUGCUAGGUUUCUUACAAUUUCUUCAUCGUGUGUAGACCUUGUCACAUAAGAAAGCAAGUCCUUGGUUUCUUUCUUGGUGUCUUGGUUCUUCUUUAGCCAUUAUGGCUAGAGCGCUAAAUCUUGUGUUCUCUCUCGCAAUUCUCAUGUCACUGGUUUUCUCUUCAACUGCUCAGUCAUGUAAGAGCUAUGCUUUCUCCAGCAACAAGAUCUUUAGGGCAUGCAAUGAUCUUCCAGUCUUGAACUCAUAUCUUCAUUGGAACUAUGAUUCAUCAUCAAACAAGCUCCAAAUUGCAUAUAGACACAAAGGAAUCACUUCCUCUAAAUGGGUUUCAUGGGCUAUCAACCCUACUUCAACUGGCAUGGCUGGUUCACAAGCCCUUGUUGCAUACCAACAAACUGAUGGAACUAUGAGGGCUUACACAUCACCUAUCAGUAGCUACCAAACCUCAUUGCAAGAAGGGAAACUUAGUUUUGAUGUUUCAGAUUUAUCAGCUACGUUAGCAAAUAAUGAGUUGAUCAUGCUUGCUACUAUAGAACUUUCAAACACUAGCACCACUGUUAACCAGGUUUGGCAGGAUGGUCCACUCUCUGGUAAUGCUCCUCAGAUUCAUUCCACUAGUGGGUCUAAUGUCCAAUCCAUGGGGACUUUAAACCUUCUUUCUGGAGAAUCUAGUUCUACAGGAGGGAAUGGAAAAAAUAGAAAGAGAAAUAUUCAUGGGGUGCUAAAUGCUGUCAGUUGGGGUAUUCUGAUGCCAAUUGGUGCUUUGAUAGCAAGGUACUUGAAGGUAUUCAAAUCUGCAGAUCCUGCAUGGUUUUAUCUCCAUGCCAGUUGCCAAUCCAUAGCCUAUAUUGUUGGUGUUGCUGGGUGGGCUACCGGUCUAAAACUUGGCAGUGAAUCAGCUGGUAUUCAAUAUGAUGCUCAUAGAACAAUUGGCAUCAUCCUUUUCUGCCUCGGAACCCUUCAGGUGUUUGCUUUGCUUCUAAGGCCAAAAGCUGAUCACAAGUAUAGAUUUUACUGGAACAUCUACCACCAUUUAGUUGGGUACAGUGUUAUCAUCCUUAGCGUCAUCAACAUAUUCAAAGGAUUCAACAUUUUGAACCCUGAUGAGAAGUGGAAGAAUGCAUACAUUGGUGUCAUUGUGGCUUUGGCCUUAAACGCUGUCUGGCUGGAAGGUUAUACAUGGUAUGUUGUGGUGAAAAGGAAAAGUUCAGAGACUGCUGGAAAGAUGCCUCAUUUCACCAAUGGAUCAAAUGGGGCUAAUGGGUACGGUGGGAGACCACAACAAGGGGUGUAAAUUAAACUAUGGGAUAUCAGUUGUGAAUUUCUGUUUGUUUUUCCCUCUUUCAUCCUUUGCUUUUGCAGAGUUUGUGCACCCUCAUGUAUAUUUAUGGAGGCCCCAUAUGCAGAGGGAGGUUAGGGUUAGAAGUGAUUCUUUCACUGGUUAGUCUUUAGGAGUUUUCUGCCUGAACAUGGUCCUUGAGAUCACAUGUAUUUGCCUCUCUCUGUUUAUUUAUUAUAUAUAUCCUGUUUUCCCCCUUGUUUCC